AUGAAGCGAAGUAACAUCAUCACCAUUGCGCUGAGCAGCCUGCCCCCUCCCCGCCUCCUCCCUCCUGCUAUCCACAGCAUGGACAACAGUGUGCUGGACAGAGAGGAUAUUCAGCGGCUUCAAACAUUAAUCCCAACAGAGGAAGAACUGUGUCUGAUCAAGGAGGCCAAGACCCAGAAGCCCCAUUGUCCUCUAGACCAGGCUGAGCUCUGCCUGCUCACCUUAGGAGAAAUCCCUCACCUGGUCUUCAGGCUUCAGCUGUGGGCUUUCGCUCUGGACUAUGACUCCUUAGAGCGGGCCCGUGGCUUUGAGCUGAGUUACCUGGGCAAGCUGUCCCAGGUGAGGGAUACACGAUCCCGUCAGCCCCUGCUGCACCACAUCUGUGCGCUCCUGCUGCAGCUCUACCCACAAUCCUCUGACCUCUACUCUGAUAUCACUGCUGUUACUAAAGCUGGCAAGUGUGACUACUCCCUAGUCCAGUCCAACCACACUCAGCUGGAGGCCCUGUGCAAAGCAUUAUGGGAGCAGCUGAAAAUACUGGAGAAUGCUGAGGAAAAGUGGAAAGGAGGAAAGGGGGAGAAGAAGAGAUUAGGAGGAGGAGAUGGAGAUGAGGCCUUAGCCCAAGAAGGCUCUCUUCGUCACAGGCUGCCAAAGAUUUUGAAAGAGUGCGAGGAGAGGCUGAAGGUCCUCAGAGCUGUCCAUCGUCGGGUUUUGAACAGGUUCCACUUCUUCCUCUUAUUUCUAGGCUACUUCCGAGCUAUGGUGAGAGACACCAAAGCAGAGGACUUCUGUAAAACCAUCAGUAACUUUUCUCUAGAGUACCGGACCACACGGCAAGCCAUCCUGCUUCAAAGAGAGCGGGAACGACAGCGAAGUGGAGCACAAAGCCCAGGCCCCAACACUCUUGUAGGCAGGAGGAAGCAUCAGCAAACUCAGGUGAGUGAAAAAAGUGAGGAGCACUGUAAGAUGGAGGAGGUGCUGAGAACACCUGAGCCCAUCCGGAGGCUGGACACCAAACCGCAGGCUGACAUCCCAGGUCCUUUCUCACAAAAAUUGAAGUGGACUGCUGAUAUUCUAUGUUUCUUUAAAAGAGAAAAUUCUACAAUCGGAUACAUGAUGUUGUACGGAGACAAGUCCAAAAAGGAGUUUAAUUAA
Messenger RNA from Monopterus albus (swamp eel), 1155 nucleotides. RefSeq names its product FH1/FH2 domain-containing protein 3. Gene Ontology annotation, biological process: cortical actin cytoskeleton organization. The transcript is spliced from 8 exons. The record is from RefSeq and is a predicted model, not a curated record. Gene Ontology annotation, cellular component: cytoplasm; cytoskeleton. Gene Ontology annotation, molecular function: actin filament binding. Lineage: Eukaryota; Metazoa; Chordata; Actinopteri; Synbranchiformes; Synbranchidae. The coding region runs from base 1 to 1155 and encodes 384 amino acids.